AUUUCUUAUAACAAAAAGAAUUUCUUUAAAAAAAAUGAGGUCCCACUUUCAAGUGGUAACCUUGGUGAUAUGGUGUUGCUUUUUGUCUCCUCUUAACGCUUUAGUUAACUCUCCAAAAAUAAUUUCCAAAGAUGGCCAUUUAAUAUUUGAAUCUGGUUUGGACCGUAACAUCUCCUUUGUGCUCAAAGGCAAAUCUCGCUUAAAUAUCAAUGAUGAAUAUGACAUAUUGGAUUUGUUGCUGAAAUCAAAAAAGGGGCGUAUAUCAGAUGGUGGUGGUGCUGCCGAAUGGACCGAAGAAGAGGAGGAGGCUCUUCGGCAAUUGAUUGAAGAUGUGAAUAGCAUUAAAACAUCAGUCUUUGGUCCCCAUGGCAUGGAGUCUCAAUUCAAUAUGCUACAAAAUCGUACUCGUAAUGCUAAUCAGAUGCUAAGACGCUACAAGACGCGUUUGUUAAAUGUCGAAGGCCGGGUACAGGAUUUGUACGAUCGUUUGGAGAAAAAUUAUUGCAGCAGUAAUCCAUGUCAGAAUGGUGGAGAAUGUCUUAAUGUGUUUGGCACGUAUAUGUGCAAGUGUCCUAAAAAUUUUGAAGGUACCAAUUGUGAAAGGGAUGUCAACGAAUGCGCUCUUUAUGCAGGCACAGAUUUAGGCUGUCAAAAUGGAGCACUGUGCAUAAAUCAGUUUGGAUCGUACAGUUGUAACUGUCAACCCGGAUGGUUUGGCAUUCACUGCACUCAACGCAAAGGUGAUUGUAUGCAGUCCUCUGCCUGGGAGAUAUGUGGGCAUGGCAUCUGCGUCAGCAGCAAUGACACCUUUGGCUACAAAUGCAUAUGUGAUCAAGGAUGGAAGAAAUCGGAGCUGUCACCAGCUUGUACAGUGGAUGUGGAUGAAUGUGCGGCAAGUCAUACACCUUGCGUGACGAAAUGUGUCAAUCUUCCGGGAUCCUUUACCUGUGCGCCUUGCCCUGCCGGUCUAACGGGUAAUGGUGUAAGUUGCAAGGACAUCGACGAGUGUGCUAUGCAAAAUGGCGGUUGUAGUAUGAGUCCCAAGGUUAAGUGCAUCAACACCUAUGGUUCCUAUCAUUGUGGAGAUUGUCCUUUGGGUUGGACUGGUGAUGGCCAUACCUGUGAAAGAUCUUCUACCGCUAAUUCGGAGACUUCUGGUUCGAACAAUGCCAUAGGUUCGGUUACCACCUGUGCCACCUCCAAUAUUUGCCAUCCCCUGGCCAAAUGCUAUGAAAUUUCCAAUACAGUAGUUUGCAGCUGUCCUGCUGGCAUGGUGGGCUCGGGCAUAGGUGCCAAGGGUUGUGUGAUAGGCACCGAGCGCAAUUGUUUGAAUCAGCCUUGUUUGAAUGGAGGCACUUGCAUUGACAGUGGCAAUAGCUUCAAAUGUAUCUGCCCUGUGGGCUUUAUUGGCGAAACCUGUCUGCCAGUACCCAGUCCUUGCAGUCCCAAUCCAUGUCGCAAUAACGGCCGUUGUCGCCCCAUAACCACAGCCACCAAUCGCUCUUUCACCUGUCACUGCGUUUCCGGGUUUAGUGGAGAAAAAUGUGAGAAGGAGACCAGCGAUUGUGGUGGCAUUCUCAACGAUCUCACCGGCACGUUGACUUAUCCCACCGGAAAUCUCUACGAUCAUAAUUCCCAAUGUGCUUGGAUCAUACGCACAAAUGAGACGCUGGUGUUAAAUGUAACCUUUACCCGUUUCCAAUUGGAGGAUUCCACCGAGUGCCGUUUCGAUUGGCUGCAAAUAAAUGAUGGGCGUUCGGCUGCCUCUCAGAUUAUAGGGCGUUUCUGUGGCACCCACAGACCUCUGGGUGGCAACAUAAUAUCAUCCACCAAUAAUCUGUAUCUGUGGUUCAGAUCGGACAACUCCACGUCGAGGGAGGGAUUUUCCCUAGAAUGGAACUCCAUACCACCCCAGUGUGGAGGAGUUGUCAAUGUCUCCACGCAUGGCACAAUAUCUAGUCCUGGAUCACCGGGCUAUUACCCCAAGAAUAGGGAUUGCCGUUGGUUGCUGAAAGCUCCCACUGAUAGGCGUUUAAAAUUGACCUUCUUCAGCCUGCAAAUUGAGAAUCAUGACUCUUGUAAUUACGACUAUUUAGAGAUCAAAGAUGGCAUUUCUGGUGAGUCUCUGGAGAAAUUCUGCACUUCCAGUCAUCCUCAACCUUUGUUACUGCCCACAAAUGAGGCCUCCAUAACCUUCCACUCUGACAAUGUUGGUGGCGAUAUGGGUUUUCAAAUUUUCUACUCUGUCGAGGGUCGCAUACCAGGUUGUGGUGGCACUUAUACUGCUCCAGAGGGCAUUAUACAAUCGCCUCACAUAAAUCAGGAUUCCAUAUCCUGUGAGUAUGAUUUACGCAUGCCCUCAAAUCAGGCCAUGACUAUGACCUUCCGCAUAUUUAAAAUGGGCGAAAGUGAUUGUAUAGAGAUUUAUGAUGUCCAUUACGACACCAAUGAAAAGACCCUGCAAGCCAAAUAUUGUGGAGAUUAUCAGGGUUUGCCACCGCAGGUGAUGUCGGACUCUGGCAAGGUAUUGGUAAAAUUCUAUGGCAAAACGGGAGCCGAAUUUCAAAUAAAAUACAAGUCUGACUGUUCCUAUAUCUUUGAAAGCCCCGAAGGUGUCAUAAAAUCUCCCGGUUAUCCUGCCUUGAAUAAUAAGGAGCUUAGCUGUGCCUACAAGUUAACCCUGGAGCCUAACACGCUCAUUGCUGUGCACUUUGAAGAUUUCGAUUUGAAAGAUUCUGCUAUGGAUAAGGAUGAAGAUUGUGCCUAUAGCAGUUUAGGAAUCAACGAUGAUAUGAAUAAAAAUAUAAUGGGACCCUAUUGUGGCGAAUCAGCACCUCCCAUAGAUUUUGUUUCCAAAACCAAUUACCUGCAUAUGAUUCUUAGGACAAGUUCCACCACCACGGGGCGAGGCUUCAAAAUGACCUACAAAUCAGUGCCCAUGGAUAAAGAUGGCUGUGGCGGCAUGUAUACCAAACCGGGCUUAAGUAUACGCUUGCCCACAAACGAUGAGGGUCAAUAUAUGCACGAUAUGGAAUGCUAUUGGGUCAUAAUGGCUCCCAAGAACAAAUUCAUACAAUUAAAUUGGAAAUCAUUUAAACUAGAGGAGUCGGUGGAUUGCAGCUAUGACUAUGUGGAGAUAUAUGAUAACAUGGCAAAUGGAGACAAUAAUACCCCGUUGGGAAGGUUCUGUGAUGCCCACAAGCCUGAGUCUAUACUAAGUCAUUCGCGUAUUUUGACAGUGAAAUUUGUUUCCGAUUCCACUGACGCCAUGGAUGGAUUUGAAUUGGAGUAUGAAUUUGUGGAUGGACGCAAUCAAUGCAAUGGCAAUAUUCACUCGUCCACAGGUAAAUUGAAUAGCCCCAAUUGGCCGGCCAACUAUACAGAAGAUUUGGAUUGUACAUGGAUCAUAAAUACCCCACCGGGUACACAGUUGGAACUGCAGGUGGAAAUCUUUGAUGUGGAGCCAUCGAGAAACUGUUCCAGUGAUUGGUUGGAAAUAAGAAAUGGAGGCUCUAAUCACUCAUCUUUGUUGGGUAUAUUCUGUGGCAACUACUCCAAAAUACCCCAUGCCAUACCCUCUUUUACCAAUCAAAUGUAUGUGAGAUUCCACUCCAAUAGCUUUGUCAAUUAUCGAGGCUUCCAAAUUCGUUGGUUUGUCUUCUCCAACGGCUGUGGUGGCAACUUGCAAUCGGAUCGAGGUAUCAUUACCUCACCCUACUACCCCAAUCCUUAUGCCAAUAAUGCCCAAUGUGAAUGGCGUAUUCAUGUGCAUCCGGGCUCCACCAUUCACAUUACCAUUGAUGAUUUGGACUUGGAAACACACCCAAAUUGUCGCUAUGACAAUUUGCAGUUAUUCGAAGGUACCACAGAAAGUAAAACCCGAGUGGCCACACUAUGUGAACUGGAGGAGGAGAAUAAGGUCAAGGAAUAUAACAUUGAUUACAACGAGGUAUUAGUGACCUUCGAGACAGAUGACACCAAUCGCGAGAGGGGUUUUUCGCUAUCCUAUCGCUCCAACUGUACAACGACAUUGACCAAAACCCAUGGCAUGAUAGAGAGUCCCAACUAUGGCCUACCCCCAAGUGAAUACAGUGAGGAGGUAAACUGCACCUGGACCCUAAAGGCUCCCAAAGGCAAUCACAUACGCUUGGAAUUCUUGCAUUUCGAUGCAUCAGAUAAGAAGACCAAACUAAAGAUUCUCGAUGGCAAUCAAACUGUGGAAGUCCAAAGUGUGGGCCAGACAAUGAAUUCCACCUCUGAUACCUUGGUGAUUAAACAAACCACCAAUUUGCUGAAUUUCCGAUUGGAAUAUGCCAUGGUGGGUUGUAUUAACAUAAUGAGAGCUGCGGAGGGAGAAUUCCAAUCGCCUCAACAUCCCAAGCCUUAUCCAAAUAAUAUGGAGUGUCUGUGGGAAAUUGUGACACAGCCGGGCCAGGGCAUAGAGCUGACGGUAAGCCACUUGGAUUUGGAGGAAUCGGAAAACUGCACCAAGGAUGCUUUGGUCAUUUCACCUCAUCGGUAUUCGAAAGACGUUAAAGAACGGCAUUGCGGAAGAAGGGACAACAUUAUCAUCACCAGUUCCAGCCACAAGUUGUAUGUGAGGUUUUACAGCGAUGGCCAGGGCAAUGGCAAGGGCUUUGAGGCCUCCUAUAGUACUCAAAAAUCAAAAUGCGGUGGUAUUCUUAACUCCAAGAAUGGUAUCAUCACCUCUCCCAACUAUCCCAAUUCAUAUCCUGCAAAUUCCGAUUGCGAAUGGACUAUUGAGGUGGCUGAUCACCAUUCCAUUAUCUUCACCAUGGAAGAAAUGGAAAUUGAGGACUUCUAUGAUUGUGAAAUGGAUUAUGUGGAGGCAACCGAGGACAUCGGCGAGGAGGAUCCCGCCCAGAUAUUCAAGGAAUGUGGCGAUAUGGAGGACAAAGACACUUUAACUUGGAGAAGCACCCAGAGUACAGUUACUGUACAUUUCCAUUCGGAUGACUCAAUACAUCCCAGAGGAUUCAAGCUUAGCUAUGUAGAGGAUUGUGGCCAACGCAUGGUAUUGGAUGAUGAAGCUAUAUUCAAUAUAGACUUGGUCUCUCAUACCCUUAAGAAUCAAACAUGCGAAUGGCAGCUGCUUGCCAAGGAUCCCAGCAAAAAACUCCUGCUGAACUUUGGCCACGUUCAAAUGCAUCCCUCUCUAGCCUAUACCUAUCGCACCGAGGGGGAUUGCAUAAACAAAGGAGCUGUGGUCCUCGAUGGUCUCAAUGACACAUCUCCUGUGCGGGUGCGCUUUUGUAAAUCCGGACCAGCGGAUAUCAUUUCCAAUGGUCAUGCCUUCACUUUAAAGAUACCCUUGAAUAUCAUUUCCGAAGUUUUUGCGAUUGCCUACACCAUGGAUGGCUACUGUGGUGGCUAUCACUCUUCGUUGCAGGGCAAAUUCAGCUCUCCCCAUUAUCCCAACUCGUAUGUGGUGAAUAUGCAAUGCCAUUGGGCAAUUGUGCCCAGCGAGGGUAAUAGCAUCCAGAUAACCUUUGAGUCCAUGGACUUGGAAGAUUCGGAAGAGUGCAACAAUGACUAUGUGGAGAUUCGUGAUCAUACCGAAGAGAAAGUGUUGGGAGUCUAUUGCGGCAAAACUAUUCCUCCCACAUUAAAGGCCAGAGGCAAUGUGUACAUCAUAUUUAAUAGUAAUGAUGACAUUGUAGGCGAGGGAUUUUUGGCCAGCUACAAUUAUGAAAAACACAAUGAAUUGAAUGGCACCACGGGUGUGCUGCAGUCACCUGCUUAUCCAGCUAAAUUCCAUAGCCACGAAAUGUACAGCUGGCGCAUAACCGUGGACAAAGACUAUGUGGUGUUGUUGACCAUCAAACAUAUUUUGGAUACCGAUAUUCCCUAUAUAAAGUUCUAUGAUGGCUAUUCUGAUAUUGGUGGCCCCUUGGAAUUUACGAACAGCCAUGUCAUACAGUCCAACACCAAUAUACUCUACCUCACCGCCUACCGAGGACCUUUCCAGUUUGAAUGGAGCCAGCUUUCUAAAGCAGUGGUACGCGAUAAUCGCACCGCCGAGAGAAUGGCCGAAAUGUGUGGCAACCAGAGGUUACGCAUCAACAGCACUCUGCUCUUCCAUUCGCCGGGCUACCCCCAUGGCUAUGCGGACAAUAUGAAAUGCAAUUGGAUUGUAAUAUCAAAUGAUCCUUCACGUCACGCGGUGUUGAGAUUUCUAAAGAUCGAUCUGGAAGACACCGAAGGCUGCUUUGCCGACUAUGUGCGCGUCUCAGUUAGUGAUGAUAUGGAAAAUUGGAGAGCAAAUACUUCGCUAUGCAAACAGUCUACCGAUAAACAGAUCAGAUAUGAAGGCACACCCUAUUUGAGAAUUGAGUUUGUUACCGAUUCUUCGUCGAAUAAUACAGGAUUCUCGGCAAUUUUGCACACCGUAUGUGGCUCGGAAUUGAGAGAUCGCCGUGGUUUUGUUAACAUAACAGCGGAUAUGAACGGUCUGAAUACCAUACGCAGCGAAUGUGUGUGGACUAUAAGGGUGAGGCAAGGUAGACGCAUACGCUUGCGCUUCCCCGACUCCCAGCUAAAUACCCAGGAAAAUUGUCGUGUCUAUUUCCUGGUGCGCAAUGGCCUGGCCGAAGACUCGCCGUUCUUAGGCAAGGGCAAAUAUUGUGAGAGCAAUAUUACCGAUGUGCUGGAGACUUCUUCGAAUCGGGCCUACAUCAAAUUUGCACGCAAUGGAUUCUGGGGCUUUAAGGCCUCCUUCCACUACGAGGAGAUUACCCAGGAAUGUUCCUCCGAAGUGGUGAUCAAUGAGCAUAGCAAAUUUGAUCGCACUCAGACUAUACACUCGCCAAACUACCCGAAUAUACCGAAUCCCCAUACGGAGUGCACUUGGAAGAUAGUGGCUCCACUGCACAAAAGCAUUACCUUGAAUUUCUUUGGCGACUUCCAACUGGGCAAGUCCGGUGAUGACUCUUGUAGCGAGGAAUAUGUGCAAGUCAAUGAUGGAGCCACCGAACUGUCUCCCAUGAUAGGACGUUACUGCGGCACCAGCAAACCCAACUCCAUACGCUCCAUGGGCAAUUUGAUGCGGGUCUCCUACUUUACCGACGUGACAGAGCCCCGCAAGGGCUUCCAGGCCAAUGUGACCAUAAGCCGUUGUGGAGGUUUCUUCUAUGAGGGGGAGGGAGUGGUCAAGGCCCCGGAUGAUCUGAAACUGCUGCCCAAUGAAAAGGAAUUGGAGUGUGUCUUCACGAUAGAGACAGAAUUGGGCACCACCAUUGAAAUCGACAUAGACAAAUUGAACACGGGCGAAGAGGGGGCUCUGGAGGGCGAGGAGUGCGGCAAGAACACCCACAUUGAGAUACAGGAAGUGGAUGCCUUCACUACGGGAUUCGACAACAUCACCGACAACCGAUUACUGUGCGGUAGCAAGGGAUCCAGCUACAUUGUGGAGACCAAUAAGCUGGUGGUGCGUUACAAAAUACGCGAUGGCUAUCACCUGGCCGAUGCCUUCGAAAUCACCUACAAAGCUACAGGCUCUCGCUGUCACGAAACCAUCAAGGCUUACCAUGGAAUUCUGCAAACACCCAACUAUCCAAUGGGUAGCUACAAGCCCACUCAAUGUACUUGGAACAUAGAGGCGCCCAAAGGACGCCGCAUCAAAGUGGAAGUUCAGGACUUUGAUUUGGGUAACGCCCAGUCCCAGGAACAUUUCCAUGUACGCAUAGGCUUCUUCAAUGAUCCCAGAAUGACGUCGUCUAUCAUACGGGUCAGCGAAGCCCCUCCCAGCGUUAUAUACUCUUCGGGCAACACCAUGACCAUAGAUAUUCUGAUUCUGUCCUUUACCAAGCAUCGAGGAGUGAAACUUUUGUUUACAGCCUAUGAGCCAUCACUAUAUUGCCGGCCAUUGUACUUCGGCGAAGACAACAAGCCGCAGACAUUGAACUUCGCUAGGCCUAAUGGCACGGACAUUUAUUGCUCGCAUGAUAUAGGAGCUGAGUUUAAUCAAACCAUAGCAGUACAUGUGGUCAAGGAUGAGCGCUUUCCCAAAUCACGCAACGGUACAAGGGCUACCUUCAGCUGUACCUACACUAGCCCUUUGCAGCUGUAUGUAGGUGAACACCGCUUGUUGCCCCAAUUGAUGUGCCGCAACACAAGCCAGCCCUCAUUUCGGCUACCCUUUGCCUCCCAAAUGAUACUGAAUGGUAAUAGACGAAACGAUCUACAGAAAUUGCAGCUCGAAUACACGGCCUAUAAGUGCGGAGGCAUUUGGCCUCUCUACUACUACUAUGAGGUCAAUAUAACCCAACCUAAUAUGACGGACCACAGUGGUCCAUUGGAAUGUGCCUGGGUGGUGUGGUCCACAAUAACUCCCUCCACCGACCCCCCUGACUUCGAUGAUGUGGAAGCGGAUACCCAUUUUGAAAUUAAGCUCAGCACCGAUUUCAAGGGCAGCUGCGCCGACGAGUAUUUGGAUGUGUACAAUGGGCCCAACCAAAACCAUCCCCAUUUAGGUCGAUUUUGUUCGCAAUCGUCUUUGGGCCAACAGAUGGUGAACGGAGGUUUGUUUGUGGAACUUGUGACCAAGAACUACAACAACCAGUCCACCUUUACCCUCAAUGUACACGAGGGCAGUGGCUGCGGCGGCAAACUGACCUAUCCUUUCCGAUCCCUUAAAGUGGACUAUCAAUACAAAAACAAUGUGGAGUGCAUAUGGGAAUUGAGCACUGAGCCUGGCUUCCAUUUGGCUGCGGUCUUUGAAGAUCGCUUCUUCAUAGAAGGCAGUGCCAAUUGCUCCAAGGAUUAUCUGAAGAUUCAACAAACGAAAUUCGCAGGAAAUUGGGUAGAUCUGCAGGACUUGCAGAAGUUGUGUGGUCGUUCUCCGCCCAAAGUUGUCAAUACCACAAGCACAGGUAUGCGUUUGACUUUCCACACUGACGAUGAUGUUGUGGGCCAUGGCUUCUCCGUAAGUUUUGAACGAAACUGCGGCGGCAUUCUUUAUGCCACUGAUGAAAAGCAACGGAUAAGCUCGCCCGGCUAUCCCUCCGAAUAUCCCCACAAUAUCACCUGCAACUACACCAUAGUGUCCUCGCCAGAUCUCAAGAAAUCCGAAUCAGAUAAUCUGUAUAUACGCUUUGUGGAAUUCGAACUUGAAGAUGAUCAGCCUCCCAGGUGUCGCUAUGAUGAUGUCACCAUUCACACCAUCGAUAAUUUGGGCAAUGACAAAACUUUGACAUUGUGUGGCAGCAAGACUAACUACGAAGUGAGAGCACCCCAUAAGAUAACUGUUAUUUUCCGCACCGAUGCCAGCUAUGCCAACAAAGGUUUCCUCAUGGAGUACGGCCACGACAAGUGUGGAGCUAUCAUUACCAACUCUUCGAUCAUUGAAUCGCCACGCGAUUCGGAGACCAAUAUGUUUCCACAUUCCAGCAAAUGCUAUUGGCAGCUCAAGGCCCCGGAGAAUUACAAAAUCAUUGUUAAAUUUCAGGAGCUCAAUUUCGAGCAUCAUGGCAUGUGCACCUAUGAUUAUGUGGAGGUAUACAAGGGGCUCAAUACCGUCGAAGAUCAACGAUUGGGGAAAUUCUGCAGCAAUUUGACGGGUCUCAUACCGCCCAUUACCAUCAGUCAAAAUACGGCACUCAUUUACAGUGCUUCGGAUAAUCGUGAUGCCUCAGCCGGUUUCAAGGCUUUGGUGCGGUUCCUGCCCAACUGCGACAAGGUGAUUUAUCUGGACUCCUCAAACUCCUCGUAUGACUUUACCCAAUUCUCUGGUCAAUAUGCAAAUAAUUUGGAUUGUUCUUGGCUAUUCACCACCACGCCAGAUCGUCAGCUGAAGAUCGAGUUCAAUUCUUUUCAUGUGGAGAAUUCAAGUAGUUGUAGUGCAGAUUAUGUCGAUAUACGAGAUGGUUCUGGUCUCUAUUCGGAAGGCAUGGGUAAAUUUUGUGGACAUGAUGUUCCCAGUAGUAUGCUAUCGUCACGCCAAGCACUGCUGGUGAGAUUUGUAACGGAUGGUGAGAAUACAAGUGGAGGAUUUACAGCAAAAAUUACUUCAAUAGCGAAAACAUGUGGCCACCACAGCAUCGAUUUGAUUAAUGGUCAGUCUUAUACUCUGGUCUCACCCAACGAUGGAACUGGCAAAUAUCCCAACAACAUAAACUGUGUGUGGAAAAUCAAAAGUGACCACAAUAUACAUUUCAAAUUUGAGAAAUUAGACAUUGACAGCGGCAACACCAAUGGAACCUGCUCCGAAGAUUAUCUCAUGAUAGCCAAUGAUGAUGAUAUGGAUGCUAUAGAAAAAGGCCUGGGCACAAAACUCAUUUUUAGUGGUUUUGGUGAAACAAGAAUGGGUUACGGCAUGCCCGAAUAUGCAGUGGAACAUCUAUAUUGUGGUCAAAAAUUGCCUGGCGAUUAUUUUAGUUCCUCCAAAGAAGUCUAUGUGAAAUUCCGCACCAAUGAUAAGGGGGUGAAAACUGGUUUCAAGUUACAAGCCUCCAAGGCUGAAGGAUGCUUCCGCAACUUCACCGGCACCCAAGGACGCAUCAAACUUUCGGAGACUACUGAUCACUGUGAUUUGUUCAUUAAAUCCCCAGCCAAUACCUCGCUUUCUUUGUUCUACAGUGACUUAUCGUUUUCGGAAGCCAAUUGUAACUCUGAGUAUUUGGAAGUGUUUGAUGCCCGAAAUAAUACCUCCUUGCAGAAAAUAUGCGAAUAUGCUGCGGUGGGCAAAUCACUUUUCACCUCAAGCAAUGAAUUGCGUUUGCGCCUCAAACUGGAUGGCUAUUAUACCUCAGUGGACUUCACCUAUUUGGCCAGCAGCGAUGGACCGGGUUGUGGGGGAAAUUUGUACAAUAUUGUCGGUAUCUUUACCAAUCCCUUCUAUCCCAAUAAUGUGCGUCAAAAUUCCGAUUGUCGCUGGAACAUACAGGUACCGGGUAAUUUAAAAGUUUUCAUCAAUUUUUUGGUCUUCAAUAUGGGAGCCAAGAGUACUUGUCACACUGAUUAUUUGCAAUUGAUUGAAUAUGAAUCGCAAGAACAGCAGGGCAAGGGAGAGGGCAAGGUGGUUCGCACAUUUUGUGGUGGGGAUGAGCCCAGCUUCUAUCGCAGUGAACGCAGCUUUAUUACAGUUCAUUUCCAUAAGACACUCAACUAUGAUGGCAAUGGUUGGGUUAUACAAUUCAAGGGACUACAUCCAGAAACACAUAUCAAUACUUAAUACAUAAUAAAUUGGAACAAAAAAAAUAUUUUCGUAAUGCUGAAACUUAAAAUUGAUGAUACAAAUAA
Molecule: messenger RNA, 11259 nt
Organism: Stomoxys calcitrans (stable fly)
Lineage: Eukaryota; Metazoa; Arthropoda; Insecta; Diptera; Muscidae
Product: cubilin homolog
Exons: 19
Coding region: 35-11191 (3718 amino acids)
Molecular function (GO): calcium ion binding
Source: RefSeq, a predicted model, not a curated record